Messenger RNA from Athene cunicularia (burrowing owl), 2365 nucleotides. It is a transcript of the gene ACER2, whose product is annotated as alkaline ceramidase 2. The coding region runs from base 469 to 1149 and encodes 226 amino acids. Lineage: Eukaryota; Metazoa; Chordata; Aves; Strigiformes; Strigidae. Gene Ontology annotation, molecular function: hydrolase activity, acting on carbon-nitrogen (but not peptide) bonds, in linear amides. The transcript has 6 exons. The record is from RefSeq and is a predicted model, not a curated record. Gene Ontology annotation, cellular component: membrane. Gene Ontology annotation, biological process: ceramide metabolic process.
CUUUCCCUUUCAAGCUAUGCUAAGAUUCAGUGGAAGAAGUGGAAGUAGGUGUCUGGCUUCAUUCACUGGAGUGUGUAUUGCGGGUGGUGCUGCACAUACGGAGCAAGUAAUUCCAUGGUGCAUGAUGCACACUGCUAACCUGUUGUUUUUUCUUGUAGCUUCCUGCCAAAGUCAUCUGGGUGGUGGCUGGUCUGUGCCAUUGGAGAACUUUGAGGGUGUAUGUGGGAAACUGCUUUCUUUGUGUCUGGUGUCACUGUGCGAGAACCAAAAACAAAGGGAGGAAAAGGUCAGGAUAAACAAGUUUCUUGAAGACAGCAAGUGUGUUCUGGAGCCAGCUGUGCAAGGGGUUCGGUAUCCUUCUGACUGUACUGAGCUGAUUAGCAGUGGUAUAGAAGCUUGCAAAAUGCUAGGAGCUGCAGGUAUGUCUGGAUAAGCAACGUCUUGUUUUUUGUUUUACCACCCAUAUGUAUGUGCUUGUUCCGUCAAUAUGCAACCUGCUUCAAUAGUGGAAUAUAUUUAAUAUGGACUCUGCUAGUUGUGGUUGGAAUUGGAUCUGUUUACUUUCAUGCCACCCUCAGUUUCUUGGGCCAGAUGCUGGAUGAGCUGGCUAUUCUCUGGGUCCUGAUGUGUGCUCUUGCCAUGUGGUUCCCUAGGAGAUACCUGCCCCGAAUUUUUCGGAAUGACAGGAGCCGAUUUAAAGCUGCUGUGGGUGUCCUGUCUGGAGUUACUACCUGCCUCGCCUUCAUUAAGCCUGCCAUCAACAACAUCUCACUAAUGACUCUGGGUGUUCCCUGCACAGCUUUGCUCAUCGCUGAGUUGAAGAGGUGUGAAAACCUGCGUGUGUACAAGCUGGGUCUCUUUUCAGGUCUUUGGUGGAUGCUAGCACUUUUCUGCUGGAUCAGUGACAAAGCGUUUUGUGAGAUCUGGUCCUCAUUUAACUUCCCCUAUUUGCACUGUGUAUGGCACAUUUUGAUUUGCCUUGCGGCAUACCUGGGCUGUGUCUGCUUUGCUUACUUUGAUGCUGCAUCUGAGAUUCCUGAGCAAGGCCCUGUCAUAAAGUUCUGGCCCAGUGAGAGAUGGGCAUUCAUUGGGGUUCCCUACGUCACACUCCUCUGUGCACACAAGAAAUCACCUGUGAAGAUCACAUGAAGCUGGCCAUGGAAUGGGGAUGGAACUUCAAUUUACAUUUCAGCACGGGCAGUAUUUAAAUAAUGAUAAAUGAACAUGGUUGUAUUUUAUCUUUUUCCUAAGAUAUGCAGCACUUAGGGUGUCAUAGAAAGAGAAAGGAAGUAUGUUUUUUCUUCUCUCUGGAGAGGAGAGAGAAAGCAGGAAGAUGGAGUCUCUUGAACACUAAGGUAACCACUAGCUUCUCUAGUUGGCUCUGUUGUGCACUAUGUUUUCAAUGUAGCAUUUCGCUUGAUAAAAGCUCUUUCCAAAUGCCAGUGUCAAGGAAUGAUGGUUCUGCAGUAGGUCAUCUCUGGUGUUUGAUUCAAUUCUCUUGUAAUUUCUGGCUUAAGGCUUUUGCAACAGAAGCCAGUCCAAGAUGCCUACAUGCCAUUCUAUGUCCUUCUCAGCUCCGAUGUUGAUGUGGCUGCACAUGACCACAAGAGCGUGCUCGAAGUACAUGCUCCUCCCAGCCUGGCGUGUAAUACAGGGAGUCUGGCUGUGCAUCACAUUGGAUCAUGGGGUAUGUGGUUGCUUCCACAGGUACAACUGGAGACCAGUGCAAAGGGAUUGCAAGUGGGUAGCUGGAUCAGUGCAGUUAGCAUAAAUGUGGGAAUAGCUGAUAGAAGAUUCAGUCCCUAAAACUAAAUAGGAGUUCAAAGGGUGUGAAUUUUUCUGUAUUUCCACUGACCUGUGGACAUUUGUGUGCUGCAUAUUUCCCUCUUACAGAAAUGUCAUAGAAAUCUCUUUCUACCUCUGUAGAUGUGUUUGAUCUUAAAUUUGGUGUUGUAGCUCACACAGAAGUGCAGACAUUAACUUGAGUAAGACCUCAGGCCAGCAUGGAUUGACAGUGUGAUUAAACUGUAGAAACUUGUAUUGGCCUAGCUGUACAUGUAAUUUGAGCGUUACUUUCUCACCCAGUGCAUUGCAAAGUGACGUGAACAAUAGUCCAGUGCUCUGCUAUACUUAGAAGAAAUAUUAUAACCACUUAAAAACCAAGCUGAAGACAGUGAGCAAUGAAAUGUGACUAUGAGUCUUGCUUUUGUACAAAAGAACAGUAGAUUCACAUUUUCUGUUUGUUUUCAGGCUGUUCUGUAAAGAUAAGGGAUGUCUACAUCCAUUUAGUGAUGGUUGUGCUUUGGGGCUGAGGUUCAGGUAUGUCUAUGGUUCUUGCAAGCAAUUUAUGCUAGCUGGGUCUGUU